This is a messenger RNA of Arabidopsis thaliana (thale cress), 2421 nucleotides long. It is a transcript of the gene AIB, whose product is annotated as ABA-inducible BHLH-type transcription factor. Gene Ontology annotation, cellular component: nucleus. Bases 487 to 2187 code for a protein of 566 amino acids. NCBI's taxonomy places the organism in Eukaryota, Viridiplantae, Streptophyta, Magnoliopsida, Brassicales, Brassicaceae. The record is from RefSeq and is marked reviewed. Gene Ontology annotation, molecular function: protein dimerization activity; DNA-binding transcription factor activity. The transcript has a single exon. Gene Ontology annotation, biological process: regulation of DNA-templated transcription.
GCAUAAGUAACCAUGGUUGGGUUUUUAAAAAGAGCUUUCAUACAAACUUCAAUUACCCCAGCAAGUCUUGUCUCCUUCUCUCUCUCUCUCCCUCUCUAACUGUAUCUUCUUCUUCUUCUUCAACCUUCAGACUUUUCUAGUUGCAACUCUCAUUCAAUUGUUCAAUUUCUCUGUAAAAAUCAAAGCUUUUUGGAAUCUUUCUUCGGCGAGAUAUUUCUUCACCGGCGCAAGCUUCUCUUGAGCGUGAUUCAUCACUGGGUUUGCAUUUUUUCCUGGUGGGUAUUCUUCAAAUUGUUCAAAGCUCCGACCUUUUCUUCCUUAGAAUCUGAUUACUGGAAUCUUGAAGCUGGAGAGACUCGAGUUUAUAUGGUUUCAAGCAUCGUUGAGUCAAUCAUUGAGUUGUGUAGAAGAAAGGUUUGGUUUUCUUCUCCGUUUAAGUGGUUUUGGGUUUGGUAGGAUUUGGUGUAAUCUGGGAGAUAAAGAAAGAUGAAUAUGAGUGAUUUAGGUUGGGAUGAUGAAGAUAAAUCGGUGGUUAGUGCUGUUUUAGGGCAUUUAGCUUCUGAUUUUCUUCGAGCAAACUCUAAUUCGAAUCAGAAUCUCUUUCUUGUUAUGGGAACUGAUGAUACUCUGAAUAAGAAGCUCUCUAGUCUCGUUGAUUGGCCAAACUCGGAGAAUUUCAGCUGGAACUACGCUAUUUUCUGGCAACAAACCAUGUCUAGAUCCGGACAACAAGUCUUAGGUUGGGGAGAUGGGUGUUGUCGAGAGCCUAAUGAGGAAGAGGAAUCAAAAGUUGUUAGGUCUUAUAAUUUUAACAACAUGGGGGCAGAGGAAGAGACAUGGCAAGAUAUGAGGAAGAGAGUGUUGCAGAAGCUUCAUAGGUUGUUUGGUGGAUCUGAUGAAGACAAUUAUGCUUUGAGCUUAGAGAAAGUUACUGCUACUGAGAUUUUCUUCUUAGCUUCCAUGUAUUUCUUCUUCAAUCACGGUGAAGGCGGUCCUGGGAGGUGUUAUUCUUCAGGGAAACAUGUGUGGCUCUCUGAUGCAGUUAACUCUGAGUCUGACUAUUGUUUCAGGUCUUUUAUGGCGAAAUCUGCGGGAAUCAGAACGAUCGUUAUGGUUCCUACUGAUGCUGGUGUUCUUGAGCUUGGUUCUGUUUGGUCUUUGCCUGAAAACAUUGGCUUGGUUAAGUCUGUUCAAGCUUUGUUCAUGAGGAGAGUUACGCAACCAGUAAUGGUGACUUCAAACACUAACAUGACUGGAGGGAUUCACAAGCUUUUCGGGCAGGAUUUGAGUGGAGCUCACGCGUAUCCUAAGAAGCUCGAAGUGAGAAGAAACUUGGAUGAGAGAUUCACUCCUCAAAGUUGGGAAGGCUAUAAUAACAAUAAAGGUCCAACAUUUGGUUACACACCUCAGAGGGAUGAUGUGAAAGUGCUAGAGAAUGUGAAUAUGGUUGUAGAUAAUAACAAUUACAAGACGCAGAUUGAGUUUGCGGGAUCAUCAGUUGCUGCUUCUUCGAAUCCAUCUACAAACACUCAGCAAGAAAAAUCAGAAUCUUGUACAGAGAAAAGACCAGUGAGCUUGUUAGCAGGAGCAGGAAUAGUUUCUGUUGUUGAUGAGAAGAGACCGAGAAAGAGAGGGAGAAAGCCUGCAAACGGAAGAGAAGAGCCAUUGAACCAUGUGGAAGCUGAGAGGCAGAGACGCGAGAAGCUUAACCAAAGAUUCUACGCUUUACGAUCAGUUGUUCCAAACAUUUCUAAAAUGGACAAGGCUUCUCUACUUGGAGACGCAAUUUCUUACAUCAAAGAGCUUCAAGAGAAAGUCAAGAUAAUGGAAGAUGAAAGAGUAGGAACAGAUAAGAGCUUAUCAGAAUCAAACACAAUAACAGUAGAAGAAAGUCCAGAAGUUGACAUUCAAGCUAUGAAUGAAGAGGUUGUUGUAAGAGUAAUCUCGCCUUUGGAUUCACAUCCAGCUUCAAGAAUCAUACAAGCAAUGAGAAACUCAAAUGUUAGUCUAAUGGAGGCUAAGUUAUCAUUAGCUGAAGACACAAUGUUUCACACUUUUGUGAUAAAGUCUAACAACGGGUCGGAUCCAUUGACGAAAGAGAAGCUUAUAGCAGCGUUUUACCCCGAGACCAGCUCGACGCAACCGCCAUUGCCUUCUUCUAGUUCACAGGUCUCUGGUGAUAUAUAAGUUUCACAUGAUGGUGAAGCUUUUGUCUAUUCUUGUUUCAGUAUAGAUAACUUUCAGGUUCAACUAGAAAUAGAUAAAAUCCUUUUUUCUUUUCUCUUUCUUAUAGUGAAAGGAAUCCGGUUUAAGUAUAUUCAUUAACUUUAUUUAGACCAUUGAUUCACAUAUUUGUAUCUUGGGAAAAUAUUUCCUAUACUUUAGAAAAUCAAAUAAAGUAUGAAAGAUAUUUGACUUCUC